This is a messenger RNA of Papilio polytes (common Mormon), 1940 nucleotides long. RefSeq lists its product as uncharacterized. Gene Ontology annotation, molecular function: transcription coregulator activity. The coding region runs from base 230 to 1879 and encodes 549 amino acids. NCBI's taxonomy places the organism in Eukaryota, Metazoa, Arthropoda, Insecta, Lepidoptera, Papilionidae. Gene Ontology annotation, cellular component: nucleus. The record is from RefSeq and is a predicted model, not a curated record. Gene Ontology annotation, biological process: regulation of DNA-templated transcription. The transcript is spliced from 6 exons.
UAACUUUAGCUUGUAUUUAUAUUUUAUAGACAGAUAUUUUAUAUAAUGCGUUUUAAGAAAUUUAUUAUAGAAUUUAAUUGUUAGUGUUUUAACUUUGAGAAAUUAUGUGACUAUGUUUUAUUUAAAGAUAUAUAGCAGUAAAUUGUGAAGUUAAAAGGUGGAAGAUAGUGUUUUUAAGUGUUGUAUUUGUUGAGUAUAUUAGAGUUAAAAGAAAGCUCCAGGAGUUUAGAUGCUGCCGUCUAUGCCAAUAUUAUUUACGAGAGAAAGUCGAGAUGGAUUUGGGAAUAAAAUCGAACCGAGCAAUUGUUUUUUCGGUCAAAGUUCUGUUUCGAAAACCGCCAUUGUACCAGAAGUACCUGUACAGAAGAUUAUUCAAAAGGAAGUAAAGGCAACAAAUAAGGACUCAGAACAAAAAGAAACUACCACAACCAAAAAGAAUGAGCCACCAAAAUUAGAUAAAAAUGCAUUGGAAAAAGCUCUAGUACGGUCAUAUUACAGAAAAGUCCAGUUAAGAUUCACCUCAAAUUCCUCGCCUGCAAAUAAGUUUCCACAAUUCCAAGAACUAUUGAAAAAAUUCGACCCAACGAAGGAAACUCCGGUCGAUUUGUACAGACAAGUAGAACAGUUAUUCGGUGAUGAACAUAAAGAUAUCGUUGAAGAGUUUUUAUUAUUUUUAAAGCCGGGACAGGCAGCUGAAGUUGGCAGGUUUAUGGAUCACUUUGUGAUCGUACAAAUGACUAAUUUCAUUAAUGAAUUACGGAUAACAUUAGCUAGAAAACCUACCGUGCUUCGUAAAAUAUUACGUGAAAUGACAAACGGUGUAAACUGUGGUACCAGUGAGAGUAUGAAAAGUCGUAUCUUACCACAUCUACGUUCAAAUCCACGUUUAAUACAGAUGUUUAAAUCACUCUUCCCCGAUGAAAGACCUCCAGACAGUAUAUAUGAGAACAGCACAGCUGUAUUAGAUGAAAAGUUUCUAACGGAAGAUAAGGGAUAUGAUGUCUGGGAAUUUGAAGAUGAAAACGACAGCAAGCGGAAAUUGGAGGCUAAACAGAAUUUAGACACAAUGUACAUUCAAGAGAGGGUAUUCCUGCAACACGGUAGAUUGUUACGACCUGCCUCAGUUACUUACCCAUACAGUAAAGAACCGUACAGAGUGCACGCGAGACGCCUCGCCCCUGCCCAUUGUCACCUCUCACCACCAGAGUCUGACGACGAAAGGUCCUCUCCGAAAAGAAACAGCAAAAACACGUGUAAAAUCCCAUCAAAAAGACCUAAAAAGCAACUUAAAUCGCCCACAAAAAAUAUCAAAGAUGUAAACGAUAAUACGAAACAUAAAGAUUGUACCGUUACUUUAAACAAAUCAGUUAAAGGUAAAGGUGUCACAAAAAACAAAAACGCUAAAGAGAAAAAAGAUUCAGAAACUAAAGAGAGUAAAAGAGACAAAAAAGAGAAAGUAGAUGUAAAAAUGACGAAUCCAAAGAGAGAUGAGACGGCUAAAGUGAAACAAGCAAAAACAGAAGUACCAACAGUUAAAUUUGAAGCUAAAAGUUUGACGAAAAAUGAAGACAAGGUUAUAUCUAAAGUAAACAUAGACACGGCAAUUAAAUUAGAAAAUAAGACUUUGACAAGAGAUGAAGUUAAAAUCACAAUGCACAAAGCAAAAAUAGAUACGGCAUCAGUUAAAAUUGAAUCUAAAAGUUGGACGAGAGAUGAAGAUAAGACAAUGUUGCAAGUACUGAAAGGAGAAGCCGGGUCUGAACAAGUGUUUGGUCGGAUAAGGCAGCUGUUGCCGCACCGCUCCGCCACAGAGAUAAAAGAAAGAUUUUGCCACGUCAUGAACUUGUUGCAACAAAUGGCGGUGAGCGAAGUCACGUAGUUAACUAUGACUGAAAUUUUAUUAUUUAUAAGCAGAAAUAAUGUAAUUUUUUUAAUAAAUG